This is a messenger RNA of Neoarius graeffei (lesser salmon catfish), 834 nucleotides long. RefSeq names its product pro-neuregulin-4, membrane-bound isoform-like. Gene Ontology annotation, biological process: epidermal growth factor receptor signaling pathway; positive regulation of cell population proliferation; positive regulation of mitotic nuclear division. Lineage: Eukaryota; Metazoa; Chordata; Actinopteri; Siluriformes; Ariidae. The transcript has 5 exons. Bases 107 to 418 code for a protein of 103 amino acids. The record is from RefSeq and is a predicted model, not a curated record.
AUGUCACUUAGACAAGCUGAAGAAACUUGCAUAUAGUCGCAACUUGCAUCUGGUGGAAACAAAAGAUAAUAACUACAUCCAGUAGGCAAGUUCAUCAGAACCUGUAAUGAUGGCAGAUCAUGGUGAACCUUGCACUGGGUCAGAUGCAUCCUACUGCAUGAAUGAAGGAAAAUGCUUUAAAAUACCCUCUAUGUCCACACUCACCUGUGUAUGCAAUACCAAUUAUGUAGGCAGCAGAUGUGAGCAGUUUCAACUGGAGAGUACAUCAGACAACAACCAUGAGACAGGCAUGAUCGCUGCUAUAGCCAUCCUUCUCAUCCUCAUUGUGCUGGUGCUGGCUCUGAUCAUCUACUACACCUGCAAAGUGCAAAGGAAAACGUCAAGAAUACCAGGGACAGCAGUGAGUAGUUCUGCCUGAUCUCACUGAAGGAUAUAAAUCGACUUCUGAGGCAUUGUGAUAUCUUAAAACUUUCUUAAUAUUUCAAUUAACACAUGUAAAUAGUUAUUUUCCAAUACAUUAAAAAAAGUAAUAUAUACAUAUGUCUUCAGACUAAAGGUUAUAUUCCAGAAAAUGAAAAUGCUACAGUAAUGUAAUACAUUUCAAAUAAAGUUAUUAUUCUUGUCAGUUUGAACCUACUGGCAAUAUAAAACUUUGAGGAAAAUGUCUUACCGAUGCCACACAUAAUAAUGAAUUCUUCAGUUUUACACUACUAAUAAUUCUUUUACAGGUUUAAAAACAGACCAAACCCUAUACAUUUUAUAUUCCACUCUUCAUUCUGACAGUGAAAACACAAAUCAAACACUCUUUGAAUGCAAUGAUUUAAAAGACUCUUU